AUUUGAUAAAUUCUACGGAAACGCAUUUUCUAAUUUGAUAAAUUCUACGGAAACGCAUUUUCUAAUUUGAUAAAUUCUACGGAAAUGCAUUUUCUAAUUUGAUAAAUUCUACGGAAACAAACGAAGGUGGACGAGUGAUAGAUAGAUAGAGAGAGAGGGAAAGAGACAGACAGACAGAUAGCUCCGGCCAGUCAGUAGCCAAAGAAACAGAUUUCAACUCAGACCAGCAGUAACAUUCCUUGUUUGGAUUUUUCUACUUUCAUUUCUGACAGCUAAUACCAUGACAGUGCCGAAAUUACUUAGUAAAUAGCAUCAUUAAUAUUCUUUCGCUUCCCAAAUGGCCUUCGAAUAUAAAAACCUAUAUUAUUUGUAUAACCAUCGCAGCACACAUUCUGCUUUUCAAACUUUUCUAAUGAACAGACUUGAUUUAUUAACAUGACAACACAAGCAUUGAGAGAAACAUUUUCUUUCUUCGACAGCAAUUUUAUACUAAUAUCUUUUCUUAUUUUACACUUAUGUUAACUGAACGUCCAAAACAACACAGCAGGAUCACAAAUUUCACCAGGACUGUCAUUUAUGGAUUUUCUAUACAUUUUUAGACAACAUAAACAUAUAUAUGGACGCGUUUAACGUAAAACCCAUAAGUCUUUUGUUGACAACUACGAGGUCGUAGUUAGCCACAAACAUUCUUGUGUUAUUUCUUUACUACCCACAAGGGGCUACACACAGAGGGGACAAACAAGGACAGACAAACGGAUUAAGUCGAUUAUACCGACCCCAGUGCGUAACUGGUACUUAUUGUGUAAGAGAAAAAUGUAUCUACAUUGCGUAUUUUUCACAUUUGUAAACAAAGUUUCGUGUUAUCUAAAACAAGACGUUGAAUUAUAAUCGAUAAGUCAGAGAUUAACUUUAAAGACGUCCUCUAGAACAGUGUUUUCUAAACCAGGCCCCACUAUAACUUACCAGAAGAAUGUGUGCCCCACUGGCUGUUGGAAAAAAAAGAACUUCCUUUUUAAUAUUUCAUCAAUUAUUUAAUACAAAAGAAUCUACCAGUAAUUAUUUUAAGAACUGAGUACAACAAGUACAUUAUUGACUACGAAAAAAAGUGAAUCACAACAGCCUUGUGCCUACAUCUUUACGCCCCACCACAGUUUUCUCAAGCCCCACAGGUGGGGCUUAUGCUCCACGUUGGAAUCACUGUUCUAGAAUUAAUAUGGAGGAUUUUACUCAUCUGGAUGCAUCUAAUACAACAGUUUUUACCAGUAAAAAAUCCAUUACACGGACGUACUCUGUUGCGAAAGAGAAACCUUUACGUAAUGAAACGUUUAUUCAACAAAUAUCACUGCGUAGAAAUAUUCCCUGUGAAAUAUGCGGGAAAUCAUUUGUCUCUAAAAGUAAUUUAACAAAGCAUAACAGAAUACACACUGGAGAGAAACCAUUCCAUUGUGAAAUAUGUGGGAAGUCUUUCAUAAACAAUUCAAAACUUGUUACUCAUAUUCGUGUUCACACUGGAGAAAAACCCUACCAUUGUGAAGUUUGUGAGAAAUCAUUUUCUGUUAUUUCUAGCCUUGUAGAUCAUAAAACAAUUCACACGGGAGAAAGGCCUUAUAGUUGUGAAAUAUGCGGGGAAUCGUUUUCCUCUGGUAGUAAGUUAACAAGACACAUACGAAUACACACUGGAGAAAAACACUUCUAUUGUGAAAUAUGUGGGAAAUCUUUUCUAAGUAAUAGUGAAUUAAUAAGACACGAAAGAAUACAUACUGGAGAAAGGCCUUAUUGUUGUGAAAUCUGUGCCAAAUCAUUUGUUAAUAAUUCUCAACUUGUGAGUCACAAAAGGAUACACUCGGGAGAAAAAGCGUAUCAUUGUCAGAUUUGUGGUAAAUCAUUUAUUCAAAAUUCUCAUCUUGUAAGUCACAAAAGAAUACAUACGGGAGAGAAACCAUUUCACUGCGAAAUCUGUGGUAAAUCAUUCACGAAUAAUUCUCAUCUUGUCAGUCACAAAAGGAUACACACUGGAGAGAAACCCUGUCGUUGUGAAAUAUGUGGGAAAUGUUUCUUCUCUAACAGUAACUUAACAAGGCAUAAAAUACUACAUAGUGGGGAAAAACCAUUCCAUUGUGAAAUAUGUGGUAAAUCUUAUGUGAAUAAUAGUGAUUUAAUAAGGCACAACAGAACACACGCUGGAGAAAAAACCUUUCACUGUGAGAUAUGUGGGAAAUCGUUCUUUGAUCAUUCUAAUCUUGUAGUACAUAUUCGGAGUCACACAGGGGAGAGGCCGUAUUAUUGUGACAUCUGUGGGAAAUCCUUUAUGCAUAACAGUCACUUAAAUACACACAAACGAAUACACACCAGAGCAAUGCCUAUGAAGCGGGAGAGAUCAUUUUCUUGCAAAUCUAAACUUCUCAUCCACCAACACACUGGAGAACGUUGUUUGUUGUAAAAUUCAAAUGGAAAAAAUUGCCCGUUUUACAGAAAAAGGUUCAACAAAAUGUUCAAACUUUAAAUUUUUCAAAAAUGCAGCACAGAAUUUUGUCAGUGAACAGGUCGCGGUCUCAAAGCGACGAAAAUAUUUUGACAAAUUAAAUUUAAAUGUUGAAGUGAAUCUAACAGUCUUUGUGUGUUAUUUUAAAUGGCUUAUAAACACCUUCCAUGCUGCAAUUGUUUUUGUUCCAGCACACGUUCUCAGAUCAGGUCACUUGCUAUGCAAGUACAUCUCUGUAAUUUUAAUUCAAUUUGUCAAAAUGUUUUCGUCACUUUGAAAAAGGUUUAAUAACAUUUUCAGCCUUCAAAAGUUAGAAAACUAAAAUUGAAAAGAAUCAAAAAAUGUUAAUUGGCAUUUUGUUGCAAAAAAUAAUAAAAAUUUGAAUCUGAAGCAGUACUUGAUAGUAUUCAAAAAAAAUUAUUCAUUCCUCUGUACUGUUUUUUUUUUUUCCUCUAGUUUCAGCUCAGAGCUGUGGCCAUGCUGAUGCACUGCCGUUAGUAAAAAUUACCAAAUGAUUUUAUUGAAAAAAAAUACAAAUUUAAUGGCCUUCAAGUGGAAAAUGUACCACCUGAGAUGGCCAAUUUGAACAUGUAUGAACAGCUUCUUAUUCAAAGAGCCAAAGGAUGCACAGCCAAUUGGUACUAGCUGUCAGAGGAAUAAUUACUCAUCUUUCAAUGCCAUGAACACUUUGUCAAACAGCAAACAUCAUUUAACUGAAAUAAUUGUUGAUUCAUUACCUAACAGAAAAACAUUAUUUGGUAGUUAAUAGUUGACAUUGAAAAAGCUUACAAGACAUUGGAUUGGCUAAAAAAUAGCAUUGUACAAUGCCAUAAAUGUCAAUAGAAAUGCUAAUUUAAAAUGGAUUAUAUGUUUACUCAGACUGGAACCCAAACUACAUUAGUACAAGAAAUGCAACCUUUAUUGACACUUGAAAAAGAUUUGACUAUAUAGAAAAAGAAUUGAUGGAAAACUGCUCAUUGAUAAUAAUCCAACAUUGGAUUUGUUCUGUUUCCUUCAUUUGUAUCCGAAAGGCAAAUUUGGAAUAUUUUCAAAUAAACAACCAUAUAUGUUCAUAAGAAACAAA
Messenger RNA from Octopus bimaculoides (California two-spot octopus), 3566 nucleotides. RefSeq lists its product as uncharacterized. The record is from RefSeq and is a predicted model, not a curated record. Lineage: Eukaryota; Metazoa; Mollusca; Cephalopoda; Octopoda; Octopodidae.